CGGUUACGUCUGAAUAUGGUUUGUCAUCCUACGUCGCACAUUGAACCGACUCCUCGUGCUUUCUUCCUGCAGAAGCGAACUGUCAUCUGUGACCCCGUCAUCUGCCCGGUGUUGACCUGCUCCAAAACCCUCCAGCCCGAGGACCAGUGCUGCCCAGUCUGUGACGAGAGCAAAGACGUGACGGAUCCUGAGAAGGUGGAGGAGCAUCCUGAGGGUUGCUACUUUGAAGGAGACCAGAAGAUGCACGCUCCAGGAACAACAUGGCAUCCCUUCGUGCCGCCCUUUGGAUAUAUUAAAUGUGCCGUGUGCACUUGCAAGGGCUCUUCUGGAGAGGUGCACUGUGAGAAGGUGACGUGUCCGGUGCUCAGCUGCUCCCACCCUGUGAGGAGGAACCCCUCGGACUGCUGUAAGGAGUGUCCUGAGGAGGAGGAGGGCACCCCCCCAGGAGCAGUGGGGCUGGAGCACAGCGACAUGAUGCAGGCCGACGGACCCCGGCACUGCAAGUUCGGGAAGAGCUUCUACCAGAACAGCGACAACUGGCACCCCUGGGUGCCUCUGGUGGGGGAGAUGAAGUGCAUCAACUGCUGGUGUGACCACGGAGUGACUAAAUGUCAGAGGAAGCAGUGUCCCGCUCUGAGCUGCACCGACUUCAUCCGCAAGGAGGGGGUCUGCUGUCCUGAGUGCCUCGACUCCAAAGAGGAAGAAGUCCUGAUGACAAAAGCUCCGGACAAAAGACGAAACUGGAGACACUGAAUCUGUGAGGAGACUCCAAAACAACUCCUCUCCAUUUAAACCCUUCCCAUCAAUCCCACUGAUGGACCUGAACCCAGAACUGCACACUGGGACCCCCCCCCCCCUCACCCACCCUGUUAUCAGCUUCAGGAUUGUAACGAGCAGAAAAUAGCAGAGAUAAUAAUAUUAAAAAAACGUCCAAAGACUCUUUAAAUGAAGACGAAGCUACGAAGAGGAGCAACCCAGACUUUACACGCCUUUCCUGCUUCGCAUUUUUGCUCAGUUUUUUCGGGAGUCCAACUUUGGUCGGAUUUCAUCGACAGGGCUUCUCUUCGAAGUUCAGCCAUAAAGCCUCUCACUGGAGAGAGACGAUACGUGUUGCUUAUAUGUGUGUAUGUGUGUGUGUGUGUGUGUGUGUGUGUGUGUGUGUGUGUGUGUGUGUGUGUGUGUGUGUGUGUGUGUGUGUGUGUGUGUGUGUGUGUGUGUGUGUGAGUGUGUGUGUGUGUGUGUGUGGUGUGUGUGUGUGUGUGUGUGUGUGUGUGUGUGUGUGUGUGUGUGUGUGUGUUGUGUGUGUGUGUGUGUGGUGUGUGUGUGUGAGUGUGUGUUUGUUUGUUUGCCAGUAAAGAAGAAGACUAACCAAAGACAGAGAAAUACAGAAAAUGGCAAAACAGGGUUAAACUCUACGGAAGCCCUGAGAGGCCAUACAGUAAAAAAAAAGUCUGAUUUAAUUGUUUAUCAUUUUAAGUUUCUAAUAUUUUCUGAUGUUGUUGAAAAGAGAGAAUGUUUUGCAAGGUGAACAAAUAUAUAAUUUAGUUAAAGCAAGCUAAAAGUUAUUCUCUUGGUGUGUUGCUGUAAUACUCAUGUAGACCACACGAGGCACCCUUACCCCUUAUUCUGAAUACCACUCAUAUGGAUUAAAUACACUUCUAGCCCCCCCCAAAAAAAGUAAUGACUGUUAUGGUAACGUACCUGCUUCCUCACACUAUAUAUAGCUUGUGUUCAGAGUAGAGAAAUGAAAACACACCUUAAGAAAGAAACCAUAAUUGAUGCUUUUUAAACAUGCUAGUACAGUGGUAUCUUAGAAAAAGGAUCCUAACAAUUAAAUAAAUAAUUAGCAACAAAAUUAAACACAUUUUCCCACCUUUUUUACCAAUUAAGGAAUUUUGCAACAUUGUCUUGGCAACAGUGCCGUUAUAAGGAGAUAACAAGCCAUUAAAUCAGACUCAGUGCUUCUUCCUAAAGGAAAGCACAUGCUUCCGUUCCUGCUGCAGCUCUCUUGACAUCAGGGUGAGUAGAAACUGUAACCGGCUCAUCCUGAUGUUAUUCCAGUUUCAUUGGAGCUUCGCCUCACUCUCAUCGCUUUGGUUGUUCCCAUUUCUGUUUCUAAAUAAGUCAUAUUUGUUACGGUCAUUGUUGUUUAUGAAUAUGAAGCUGGUUUGUAUUUUGUAUUUAUUGAAUGGUGUAGAGACAAAAUAAAGAGAUGUUUGUUAAAGAGA
This is a messenger RNA of Gymnodraco acuticeps, 2228 nucleotides long. RefSeq names its product chordin-like. NCBI's taxonomy places the organism in Eukaryota, Metazoa, Chordata, Actinopteri, Perciformes, Bathydraconidae. The transcript has 6 exons. The record is from RefSeq and is a predicted model, not a curated record. The coding region runs from base 16 to 753 and encodes 245 amino acids. Gene Ontology annotation, molecular function: protein binding.